Messenger RNA from Rotaria socialis, 366 nucleotides. The record is from the annotation of a GenBank genome assembly. Lineage: Eukaryota; Metazoa; Rotifera; Eurotatoria; Philodinida; Philodinidae.
AUGUCAAAUAAUACCAGUCGGCCUUCGACACCUCUUCGACGUCGCUGCCUAGGAUCACUUCAAUGUAAUAUGACAUAUAAUGUUAAUAUUGAACAAACAUUACUUGACUUUAUUGAUCGUCUAAAAGAUUCAACAGAUUCAUCAACACAAUUACUUUUACGUUUAUAUCAUCAUAAAUCUGUUCGUCUCAAUGAUCAACCUGAACAAUUGUAUUCAUUUCAGCAAGAAAUUUAUUCAAGUCUUCGUCGACUUCAUCCAACGAUUGUCACUUCUUCUACAUUGAAACAAGAAAAUCGAUUGUGUAUUAUUCCAGAACCAAUAGUGACGGGUCGAUCUGCACAAGCAACUAUACGAAAACUUCAUUGA